UUUCUUUUCCUUAAAUAUUUAUCCACAAUGAAUUUAUCAUUAAUUACGUCUUAAUAGUGCUCAAACUAACGCAAAUAUAAUAAUGACAUUUUAUAAAAUAUAUAUUUUUGUAGUUUAAUUAAGUUUUCAAUUGUGAAUAAAAGCUUAACUUCUUUAUUAUUGAUCUUCACCCACAUCUCUCCAUCUCCCAAGAAAUUAAAGCUUGUUUGUCAUGGCAAAGGAAAAAAAGGUUGGCAAGUCUAUUCUUCAAAGUGAUGCCCUUUUGGAGUAUAUUUUGAAAACAAGUGCUUAUCCAAAGGAGCAUGAGCAACUUGCAGAAAUAAGAAAGGUCACGGUCCAAAAAUAUCCAUUCUUGUGCAUAAUGAACGUUUCAAUUGAUGAAGCACAGUUCAUAUCGUUGUUAUUGAAGCUAAUGAAUGCAAAGAAAACAAUUGAGCUUGGUGUUUUUACUGGCUACUCCCUUUUGACUACUGCCCUUGCUUUACCAGAGGAUGGAAAGAUUACGAGUAUUGACAUUGAUAAAGAAGCAUAUGAAUGUGGGCUACCGUGCAUUAAAAAGGCAGGGGUAGAAUAUAAAAUCAAUUUUAUUCAGUCAGACGGAAUUACGGCAUUGAAUAGUAUCAUUGACAAUGGAAAAGAGGGAGGAAGCUAUGAUUUUGCAUUCGUAGAUGCAGACAAAGAAAACUACGUAAAAUAUCAUGAGAAAUUGCUGAAAUUGGUGAAAAUUGGAGGACUAAUUGCAUAUGACAAUACACUAUGGUUCGGUUCUGUGGCCCAUAGUGAAAAGGACCCGUAUCCAAUACCCAAAUGGAUAAGGAUCCAUCAGCCUACUUUGCUUAAAUUCAAUGAAUUCUUAGCUAAUGACACCCGAGUUGAGUCCACCAUUUUAUCCCUUGGUGAUGGUCUCACUCUUUGUAGACGUCUCAAAUAGGCUCACUUUCUUUUUUUUGGAUUUUAUCCUUUGGCGAUGGUCACUUUUUUUUGUGUCAAUUGAAAAGUAAGGAUGGCUUUUAGAAAAAUUGUUAGAUUUGAUUCUCAACUAAUAUUUUUUUUUUAGUCUAUCCUAUAAUAAAAAAUAAUAGAUUAAUAUAUUAUAGAUUCACUGUUAGCUAGUUGUAUAUUAGUUGGUAAUUUCAAUAGUAGCUCUCUAGCUUCUUUCUUAAAAGUCAGCUUUUCAACUACUAUAAAAGUCAUAUAUGCUAUAAAUUCUU
This is a messenger RNA of Amaranthus tricolor (Joseph's coat), 1211 nucleotides long. Its product is annotated as flavonoid 3',5'-methyltransferase-like. Gene Ontology annotation, molecular function: O-methyltransferase activity; S-adenosylmethionine-dependent methyltransferase activity. NCBI's taxonomy places the organism in Eukaryota, Viridiplantae, Streptophyta, Magnoliopsida, Caryophyllales, Amaranthaceae. The transcript is spliced from 5 exons. Bases 212 to 931 code for a protein of 239 amino acids. The record is from RefSeq and is a predicted model, not a curated record.